This is a messenger RNA of Pelobates fuscus (common spadefoot toad), 1221 nucleotides long. Its product is annotated as chemokine XC receptor 1-like. Gene Ontology annotation, molecular function: C-C chemokine receptor activity; C-C chemokine binding. NCBI's taxonomy places the organism in Eukaryota, Metazoa, Chordata, Amphibia, Anura, Pelobatidae. The transcript has 2 exons. Bases 93 to 1109 code for a protein of 338 amino acids. Gene Ontology annotation, biological process: cell chemotaxis; positive regulation of cytosolic calcium ion concentration; immune response. Gene Ontology annotation, cellular component: external side of plasma membrane; membrane. The record is from RefSeq and is a predicted model, not a curated record.
GUAUAUUUAUAUAUUAGAGAUGUGAAAUUCUGUUGGAAAUCAUUUAUCAUCUUCUUUGUUUUAAAGGUUGACCUGUGUGUUCUAUUGUUCCAAUGUACGAGAUGGAAAAUGUAACUGACAUCACUGGCAUAUCAGAUUAUUACAUGUGGGAGCAAGCUUGUGACAAAGAAGAUGUUUCAGCAUUUGCUACUCUUCUUACUACUAUUUUGAAUUCAUUCAUUUUUAUCUUCAGCAUAAUUGGAAAUGGCCUUGUGUUAUGGGUCCUCAUCGCUUAUGAAAAUUUCGAAUCUGUGACAAAUGUUUUCAUCUUUAAUCUGUCCAUUGCAGAUCUGAUUUUAACAUUAUGCCUUCCAUUUUUUAUUGUGUACCACAGACAAGGGUGGAUUUUCGGAGAAGUGGCUUGCAAAACAUUCAAUGCUCUUUUCUCAGUUGGAUUCUACAGUGGAAUUAUUUUCUUGACAUUCAUGACUUAUCAUCGCUACCUUGCAGUCGUGGAUCCGUUGUCUGCACUGAAAACCAGAAGACCUGCUUUUAAAAUAAUGACCAGCGUAAUAGCCUGGUUCCUAAGUAUAAGUGCAUCAGUUCCUGUAAUAAUUUUCCAAGUUGAGACUAAAUAUGCUGGUUUUAACAGAUGUGAGUACAAUGAAAAAAUCCCGGAGUUGGUCAGCAAUUAUCAACAGAAUAUUUUUUUCCUUAUAACCUUUUCUGUCAUCAUCUUUUGUUAUUUUAAUAUAAUAAAGACAUUACUUAAAUCUCAAUCUCAACGAAAUCACAAGCCAGUUAAACUAAUUCUUAUCAUAGUUGUGGUAUAUUUUUUAAGUUGGUCACCGUACAAUAUAAUUAUGCUACUUCACUCUUUAAAUCAGCAAAAUAUUUUUAAUGACUGUGAGUUUAUUAAAAAAAUUGAUUAUGCAAAAUAUGUUAGUGAAAAAAUAGCAAUGUCUCAUUGUUGUUUAAAUCCUAUAUUGUAUGCCUUUGUUGGGAUCAAAUUUAGAAGACAUUUAAAAAACUUACUAAAGUGUUGCUGUCGAUGUAAACAUGAUGCACUUUCUACUGUUAGACAUAGUUCACAAUACCACUGUCAUAAUGAAGAUGGCUCUCUAUAUUGAUAGCCUUUGUCAGUUGGCUGUUACUGUAUAUUUCUAAAGAUUCCCAAGACAUUUUUGUUUACCCUGCUGCAUGAAGCCUUUUAUCAUACUUGUCUUUUCCUUCAUUUUUGUU